This is a messenger RNA of Arachis stenosperma, 1818 nucleotides long. RefSeq lists its product as uncharacterized. The record is from RefSeq and is a predicted model, not a curated record. Gene Ontology annotation, biological process: DNA repair; telomere maintenance. Gene Ontology annotation, molecular function: DNA helicase activity. The coding region runs from base 1 to 1818 and encodes 605 amino acids. Lineage: Eukaryota; Viridiplantae; Streptophyta; Magnoliopsida; Fabales; Fabaceae. The transcript has 3 exons.
AUGGGACUACUGUGCGAUGAUAGGGAAUUCAUUGCAGCUAUUAAUGAGGUAGCUGAACUUGCAUCUGGUCAUCAAUUGAGAAAAUUAUUUGCGAUGCUACUGAUAUCUAAUAGCAUUAGCAACCCAGAGCGUGUUUGGAAUGCAACUUGGACAUUAUUGGCUGAUGGAAUACUAUAUGAGAGGAGAAAAGCUUUGAAAAACCAAGGACUAAACAUGACUGAUGACGAAUUGAAAAACCUCUGCCUUAUUGAGAUUGAGAAGAUACUCAACAGCAAUGCGAGAUCUUUAAGAGACUAUCAAUCAAUGCCAUAUUCUGAGAUGUCUCAUGUUCGCCUUUUUCAGAAUAAGCUAAUAGAGGAGGAGUUAGCAUAUGACACAAAUGAGUUGACUCAUACAAACUUAUAUACAGAACAAAAGAUGACUCAUGAACAAAGGUUAGUAUUUAAUGAGAUAUUCAAUGCUGUUGUUACAGACUCUGGUGGUUUUUACUUCGUUUAUGGGCAUGGUGGGUGUGGAAAAAUUGUUUUAAAUGUUGCAUCCAGUGGAAUUGCUUCUUUACUCCUACCUGGUGGCCGAACGGCUCAUUCUAGAUUUUUAAUACCCAUUACAACUACUGAUGAAUCUACUUGCAACAUCAAGCAUGGCAGUUUGAAGGCUGAGCUGCUCAUCCAAAGUAGCUUAAUAAUUUGGGAUGAAGCUCCAAUGCUCAAUAAAAUGUGCUUUGAAGCACUUGAUCGGACGCUCAGGGAUCUUAUGUCAGUUACCGAUCAACAUAAGACACAUCAACCAUUUGGUGGUAAGGUUGUUGUUCUAGGAGGUGAUUUCAGACAGAUACUUUCGGUGAUUCUGAAAGGAAGUAGACACGAUAUAUUGGCAUCCGCUAUUAACUCAUCCCAUCUGUGGUCAUUUUGUAAGGUUCUGAAACUGCAUACGAAUAUAAGGCUUCUAAUGUCUUCUUUGGAUCAAGAUGAAGGUGAAAUGAAGAGAUUUGCUAAUUGGAUACUUGAUGUUGGAAAUGGAAAUAUUGGCUCUGUUGUUGGUGAUGAAUCAGAAGUUGAAAUUCCAAAUGAUCUAUUGAUUACAGCUACUGAUGACCCUCUCUCUCAUUUUGUAGACUUUGCAUAUCCAAAUUUGUUGCAAAACAUGUCAGAUUACAGAUAUUUUCAGAGUAGGGCAAUUCUUGCACCCACGCUUGAGAGUGUCGAGAAGGUAAACGAUUUUGUCUUGACAAUCUUUCCAGGGAUGGAAAAGGAGUAUUUGAGCUCUGACACAACAUGUCAAGCUGAUGAGAAUGAAGAUGUACAACAAGAGUGGUUCACACCAGAGUUCCUAAAUGACAUCAAAUGUUCGGAACUACCCAAUCACAAGUUGACUUUGAAACCAGGAGUCGCUGUAAUGCUACUGCGAAACAUAGACCAGACUUCAAGUUUAUGCAACGGGACAAGAUUAAUAGUUAACGAACUUAGCAGCAAUGUAAUUGGAGCGACGGUAGUGACCGGUAGAAAUAUUGGAGAUAAAGUGUACAUUCCAAGAAUGAACUUGAUCCCUUCAGAUUCAGGAUUGCCAUUUAAGUUCCAACGGAGACAAUUUUCAUUGACAGUAUGCUUUGCAAUGACCAUUAACAAGAGUCAGGGUCAAUCAUUAUCACAUGUAGGACUUUAUUUGCCAAAAUCAGUGUUCACUCAUGGACAACUUUAUGUUGCUUUGUCAAGAGUUAAGAGUCGCAGUGGCCUCAGGGUUUUAAUUCUAGACGAAGACGGCAAUCCAAAGUCAUCAACAACAAAUGUCGUGUUCAAAGAGAUUUUUAAUAAUAUUUAG